CAAUGACUAGAGUAACACAAGCGUUGCUCCUCACCUGCAGGUCUGAAGAUGACGGGCCAGGCGGCUGAAAGGGAUCGGUCUCCACACAGUCUGUCUGUGAAGACCACCUUAGAGGAGGAGAUGGAUAAAGCCGAGAGUAUUCGCAGCAGGGUGCCAUCCUUGUGUGAUGAUACGUCAUCAGAGCUACAAAGAGUUGCUGCUCUCGACCCUGGACGCAGUUCCAGAAAUUCUCUUCAAAGGAACGGAGCCGUUUCAAGACUGGUGUGCUUGGUGGUGAGACUGAGAGAAUGGGCCCACAGGAGCCUGCUGGAGGAGGAGGAGCGGCCGGACUCCUUCCUGGAGCGCUUUCGUGGCCCCGAGCUGCGAAUGGCCCCCAGCCGCAUUAGCAACACACAACCAGAUGCCAACGGCAACGAGGCCAAAGGGAUCUUUAGGAAAAAGUGGAAUUUGUUUGUGGUGUCCCCAGCCGACGACGCCUACUACCGCUGGUUAUCUGUAAUCGCCAUGGCGGUGCUCUACAACUGGUUCCUUGUUGUAGCGAGGGCAUGCUUUGAAAAAUUGCAGGUGAGCAAUUACAUCUGCUGGCUGGUGUUGGACUACCUCUCUGACUGUGUGUACAUAAUUGACACUUGCGUCCGACUUCGCACAGGGUUCUUGGAACAAGGUUUGCUGGUGAAGGACCACGCCAAGCUCAGAGACAGCUACGUCCGUACGCUCCAGUUCAAGCUGGACGUGGUGUCCAUCCUGCCCACGGACCUGGCGUACAUCUCCACCGGCAUCCACACGCCGCAGCUCAGGUUCAACCGUCUGCUUCGAUUUCCGCGCAUGUUUGAAUUCUUUGACCGCACCGAGACGCGCACCAACUACCCCAACAUCUUCCGCAUCGGCAACUUGGUGCUCUACAUCCUGGUCAUCAUUCACUGGAACGCCUGCAUCUACUACGCCAUAUCCGGUUCUUUGGGAUUUGGCUCGGACACUUGGGUGUUCCCAAACAUCUCCAAACCCGAGUUUUCCUCCCUGACUCGGAGUUACGUGUACUGCCUGUACUGGUCGACUCUUACUCUCACCACUAUUGGAGAGAUGCCGGCGCCUGUGCGGGACGAGGAGUACCUCUUCGUGGUCUUUGACUUUCUCGUCGGGGUGCUCAUCUUUGCCACAAUCGUGGGAAAUGUCGGCUCCAUGAUCGCCAACAUGAAUGCCACCCGCGCCGAGUUCCAAGCCCGGAUAGACGCCAUCAAACACUACAUGCACUUCCGCAAGGUCAACAAAGAACUGGAGACACGCGUGAUCAAGUGGUUCGACUACCUCUGGACCAACAAGAAAGCAGUCGACGAGAAGGAGGUGCUGAAGAAUUUGCCAAACAAACUGCGGGCGGAGAUUGCAAUCAAUGUCCACCUGGAGACCCUGAAGAAAGUACGCAUUUUUCAAGACUGUGAGGCGGGCCUCCUGGUGGAGCUCGUGCUCAAGCUUCGCCCCCAGGUCUUCAGUCCGGGGGACUACAUCUGCAGAAAAGGCGACAUAGGGAAGGAGAUGUACAUCAUCAAAGAGGGGAAGCUGGCCGUGGUGGCGGAUGACGGCCUCACUCAGUACGCUCUGCUCACCGCCGGCAGCUGCUUCGGGGAAAUCAGCAUCCUGAACAUAAAAGGCAGCAAAAUGGGAAACCGUCGGACGGCCAACAUCCGCAGCUUGGGCUACUCCGAUCUCUUCUGCCUCUCCAAGGAUGACUUGAUGGAAGCAGUGACCGAGUAUCCGAAUGCCAAGACGGUGCUGGAGAAGAGGGGCCGCGAGAUCCUGAUGAAGGAGGGCCUGCUCGAUGAGCACACGGAGACCGGCGGGCUGCAGAAAGAGGACACGGAGGAGAAGGUGGAGAGGCUGGAGUCCUCUCUGGACACCCUUCAGACCCGCUUUGCCCGCCUCCUCAGCGAGUACAAACACACGCAGCAGCGGCUGAAGCAGCGCAUCACUCUGCUCGAGCGGCAACAGAACCAAACAGACUGCGGCGCGGACGCAUGCGACGGCGUGGCGUCAGACGCAGAAACCUCUAGUGGUGCCGUUGCCUGCGCAGACGGGUCUCCGCGGCGCAGUGAUGAGCCAAUGGAAGACAAGGGGAGCCCUGCAAGACUCUCCCACUAAAGACAGUUUAGAUUGUUUCUUCCAUUGUGAAAACUGCUAUGCCAAAGCAGUCUUUGAGUUCUUGUAACAGAAUGAGGGAAUUGAAUGUGUUGAAAUGGUGUCUUUAAAGGUGUAUCCAAAAUCAAGAUAAGGUAAGAAUUGAGAACAUAUUUUUACAUUUAAACUAGUGCUGUCAAUUUUUUUUUUAUCACGAGAUAUAAAAAUAUUUGGAGGGGGGAUGGAUGACUGUUGCCUGAAAAUGUCAACAGGCUUGUCUGCUUGAGUAGCUGCUGAAAGCAAAGAAGAAGAAGGCUUACCUUUUACCUUUUAUUGGUAACCUAACUGUUACGGUUCAUUGUUUAUGAAAUAAGAGGCCUGACUGCUUUGUUCACAGCAAACUUGAAAAAAAGAAAAUAUUAACCCGUGGUUUAACUGCACUAUAGGCUGAGUCCUUGUUUACCUGAAAUGUGCACUUUAUAAUUUUGUUUUAUACC
This is a messenger RNA of Pungitius pungitius (ninespine stickleback), 2606 nucleotides long. It is a transcript of the gene cnga2b, whose product is annotated as cyclic nucleotide gated channel subunit alpha 2b. Gene Ontology annotation, biological process: monoatomic cation transmembrane transport. Bases 49 to 2133 code for a protein of 694 amino acids. The record is from RefSeq and is a predicted model, not a curated record. Gene Ontology annotation, molecular function: protein-containing complex binding; cGMP binding; intracellularly cAMP-activated cation channel activity. Lineage: Eukaryota; Metazoa; Chordata; Actinopteri; Perciformes; Gasterosteidae. Gene Ontology annotation, cellular component: plasma membrane; intracellular cyclic nucleotide activated cation channel complex. The transcript is spliced from 6 exons.